UUUGAUCCUCCAAAUCCCUGUCGUUUUCUCCCUGAAGACUCAUUGAUUCCUCUGUCGUAUAUCCAUUGGUAGCAAACUUGCAACACCCGACAUAAACUGAAUAUACACUGUGGUCGCUUAUGCCUCCACGACCUUGGUUUCCAGAUCAGAUCAGCUUCUGAAAUCCCAAUACUACAAGAAACCCAUCACCUAAAUUUCAGAUCUUCCCAAACCCUCUUUUGUCCAAUUGUCGUUCAGAUGAACCUGUCCAUCAUACGUGUACAGAUUGCCCCAAAUCUCUUCCAUCUUUAAAACCCAGCUCCUGGAUUGGCCAGACACUUCACUCUUCUUUCACCCCCUUUUGUUUCUCCCACUUCUAGUAACCUCUCAUGGCUCUUUCAUCUCCUUCCCUCUUCUUCUUCUUUUUCUUCCUCCUUGUCCUCUGCUCUGUCCCUGCAGCUCUCUCAGCUGACCAAUCCGACGACCCUCCCCGGACUUUCAUCGUCCACGUGUCGAAAUCCUCCAAGCCUGCCCUGUUCUCCUCCCACCGCCGCUGGUACACCUCCAUCCUCCUCUCCCUCCCUCCCUCCCCUCACCCCACCAAGCUCCUCUACACCUAUUCACGCGCCCUCCAUGGCUUCUCCGCCACGCUCUCCCCCGCCCAAGCUCACGCGCUCCACUCCCACCCCGCGAUUCUCUCCGUCGUCCCCGACAUGCCCCGCCACCUCCACACCACGCGUACCUACGACUUCAUGGGCCUCGCCGAUAACUUCGGCAUCUGGUCCAACUCCGACUACGCGGAUGACGUCAUCAUCGGAGUCCUCGACACCGGGAUUUGGCCCGAGCGCCCGAGUUUCUCGGACACUGGCCUGGGCCCCGUCCCGAAAUCAUGGAAAGGCAAAUGCGUCACCUCCGGCGACUUUCCGGCGUCCGCUUGCAACCGGAAGAUCGUCGGAGCUAGGGCUUAUUUCAGCGGCUAUGAAUCCAACCUCGGAAAACCAAUGAACGAGUCCAACGAAGCCAGAUCGCCGAGAGACACAGCAGGCCACGGCACCCACACGGCCUCCACCGCCGGCGGCUCUAGGGUUUCCAACGCCAGCUUCUACGGGUACGCUUCCGGCGAGGCCAGAGGCAUGGCCAGCAAAGCCAGAAUCGCGGCCUAUAAAAUCUGCUGGACUUUCGGCUGCUUCGACUCCGAUAUUCUCGCCGCCAUGGACCAGGCCAUCGCCGACGGAGUCCACAUCAUCUCGCUCUCCGUCGGCGCAAGCGGCGGCGCUCCGCCGUACGACAUCGACUCCAUCGCCAUUGGAGGCUUCGGCGCGGCGCAGCACGGCGUUCUUCUCUCGGCCUCCGCCGGAAACUCAGGUCCCGGAAAGUUCACCGCCACCAACAUCGCUCCAUGGAUCCUCACAGUCGGAGCUUCCACUCUCGACAGGGAGUUCCCGGCCGACGUUGUCUUAGGCGACGGCAGAGUCUUCAACGGCGUGUCGUUGUACUCCGGCGAGGAGCUAACGGACGACAAGCUCCCAUUAGUCUACGGCGGAGACUGCGGCAGCAGGUUAUGCUACUCCGGAGCUCUGCAGCCGUCGAAAGUACAAGGCAAGAUCGUCGUGUGUGACAGGGGAGGUAACGCCAGAGUCGCCAAAGGAAGCGCCGUGAAGCUCGCCGGUGGAAUCGGGAUGAUAAUGGCAAACACUGAAGAGAGCGGUGAGGAGCUUCUUGCUGACUCUCACCUUAUUCCAGCAACAAUGGUGGGUCAAAUGGCUGCUGAUCAGAUAAGGAGUUACAUCAAAGUUGGGGAACAUCCGACGGCCACGAUCAAAUUCCGGGGAACUGUGAUCGGGACUUCUCCACCGUCGCCAAAAGUAGCAUCGUUUUCGAGCAUGGGUCCGAAUUCGCUGACUCCGGAGAUACUGAAACCCGAUGUGAUUGCUCCGGGAGUGAACAUUCUAGCUGCUUGGACUGGUGCUUCUUCGCCUACUGAUUUGGACAUUGAUCCGAGACGAGUUGAGUUCAAUAUCAUUUCGGGCACAUCAAUGUCCUGCCCGCAUGUUAGCGGCAUUGCCGCUCUGCUGCGAAAAGCCUAUCCAAAAUGGUCACCUGCUGCUAUUAAGUCUGCAUUGGUGACAACAGCUUAUACUGUGGACAAUUCAGGGAGCAAAAUUAAGGAUCUUGCGAAUGGGGGAGACUCGACGCCUUUUGUUCAUGGAGCUGGGCAUGUUGAUCCUAACAGGGCACUUAAUCCCGGGUUGGUGUAUGAUAUCGAUGUGAAAGACUAUGUUGCAUUCAUGUGCUCGAUUGGUUAUGGUCCUAGGCAGAUAGCUGUUUUCACUAGAGAGUUAGCUGGGGAUGAUGUAUGUGCUAAAAACAGUUUAGCCAGCCCUGGUGAUUUGAAUUAUCCGUCUUUUGCAGUGGUGUUUAAGCCUGGCCGGGAGUUGGUGAAGUACAAGAGAGUUGCGACGAAUGUUGGGAGUGUUGCUGAUGCAGUUUAUGAGGUUAAUGUGGAUGCUCCGGCGGGUGUUGAAAUCAGUUUUGAGCCAAGUAAGCUGGUUUUCAGUGAAGCAAAUCAGACUCAGAGUUAUGAGGUUACAUUUGCCAAAGGUGCUGGGUAUGAAAACGGGGAGAGAUACGGGACGAUUGAGUGGAGCGAUGGAAGUCACCUUGUGAGGAGUCCAGUUGCUGUUAGGUGGAGCAGUACUAGUUCUGGGUAUUCAGCGUCUAUGUGAGUUGUACAGUGGGGAAUGAAGGAUAAUUAUGCUUGGAUUGAGCAUUGGCUUUGCUUUUCUGCAAAUUUAAUUUAGCUGCCCCUUGUGUAAUUAAAAAUGUGGUUUUGGGGAAAGAAUGUGAUCGGUGCAGGCGGUAUUUAUUUGCAUAUGUUGCACUGCUGUAAGGUUGAAGCUUGA
Molecule: messenger RNA, 2882 nt
Organism: Argentina anserina (silverweed cinquefoil)
Lineage: Eukaryota; Viridiplantae; Streptophyta; Magnoliopsida; Rosales; Rosaceae
Product: subtilisin-like protease SBT1.4
Exons: 1
Coding region: 369-2705 (778 amino acids)
Biological process (GO): proteolysis
Molecular function (GO): serine-type endopeptidase activity
Source: RefSeq, a predicted model, not a curated record